Ziziphus jujuba (common jujube) is the source of this 8068-nucleotide messenger RNA. RefSeq names its product putative late blight resistance protein homolog R1B-16. The coding region runs from base 5799 to 7862 and encodes 687 amino acids. NCBI's taxonomy places the organism in Eukaryota, Viridiplantae, Streptophyta, Magnoliopsida, Rosales, Rhamnaceae. Gene Ontology annotation, molecular function: ADP binding. Gene Ontology annotation, biological process: defense response to other organism. The record is from RefSeq and is a predicted model, not a curated record. The transcript has 2 exons.
CUGGCUGCUCUGCUUUUAUGGGUUUUUCUGUAGCGAUUUCUUUGUGUCUUUUCUCCUACUGUUUGUGGAGUCGUUGAUAUAUUAUGCUUGUUGCUGUCCAGAUUCUACUUGUGCUCCAUGAUGUGACCACUGACCAAAAUAUUACAUCAUAAUUUCUUUGUAUGGAACAAAUUAGAAAUUAGAUAAUACUCUGCUUUGUUUCUUUGAAGAAGGAAUGAUGAUACCGUUGUUUUUGUGGUAAAACUUGGGGGAGAAAGACCUUAAAAAGCACAAACUACAACUUAAGAAGAUGGAUAAGGCUUAGAUGGAAAAUCUAGAGUGGUGGCCAGUAUCCUUGCUAAUUAAGAUGCUAAAAGUGAUUUAGAUACAGUUGAGCGUUCAACUUUUUCCAUUUGUUUGUCUCUAUUUAUAAGGCCAAGAAGUGAUAUUAUCGGAGUAGCUUGUGAAAGUGCUCAAGUAAGUGUUAGUCGAAAAUUGCAAAGCCUAUUAGAAAUUCGUCAAUGACCACUUGUUUUUAGACAUGGACAAGGUCCAAGCUGCAAAAAUUUAAGAGGGAUAAUUUACUUUGUAUUGGUGAUAAACUUUCAUGGAGGUACAAAUUUUGAUAGCAGUUUUCGUACACUCAAUUAUAUAAUUGUUUCUGCGUCUUUAACCAUCUUUCCUUUCCUUUUAGUUCGGUUAAUGAGGUCAUGGUUUUGUCUUCUGAGCACUGAGAUGAAAUCUCAUAACAAGUUCCUCGCUAUAUAUGUAAUUUGGCUAUAAUUUGCUGCUAGAAUAUAUUUAAAAUUUGUAGAACUGCACCGUGAACAAGAGAUGAUAAGGACCACUGUCCCUUCCCUCAUAUUCGUUUGAGUUCAAUUAUCAAAAAUAGGCACCCUAUAUGCUAAAGAAUUAUAAAAAAAAAAAAGAAAAAAAAAUAUUUAUUAACAUUUUUUUUCCCCCAUUUGGAACUCCAUAUUAUUUUCCAAACUUCUUGAAAUGAUAAGCAUAGUUAACCCUGAUGCCCAGGGACUAAUCACUUUCUAGUCUUAUUUAAGUUAUAUCAAAAGAGUCAGAAGUCUAUUCUUUUUUCAGACAUAUUCAUUUUUUCCUCUUUUCCUCUUUUUUCUUCUUAUAGGGACAUGCAUUUUAAGUAUAAUAUUUAAACAGGGAAUUUGGGUUUAUUUCAGACUUUUAAAGAACCAGUCAAAACCCCCAGAACUUUUUCUUUAUCGUUUUGCAUUGAACCUUAUCUUUUAUCCUGCCUCUCUCUGACUCUCAUCCUCUAUUAGAUGGCCGACAUCGUCAUUCCUGUUGUUGGAGAGCCUGAUUGACCUGCUCACGAAUGAAGCAUGUUUGCUUCUUGAAGUGAUUCAAGAAAGAUCAAGUCAAUUUGGUUCGAGGUGAUCUCAGACUCAUGAAUCCCUUCCUCAAAGAUUCUGCAGGGAAACACAGUGAGCAUCAUCUUGUGAAAGAGUUAGUUGACCAGAUCAGCGAUGUUGUUCUUGAGGCGGAGGAUCUUGUAGACACAUACAUAGCUAAAGACAUAAAACACAGGAGGAACCGGUUGGGGAAAUUAUUUGGUGUCUUUGGCCAUGCAAAUAUGCUUCGUGAUGAUGCAAGGAAGGCGACAAGCAUCAAGAAGACGAUCAGAAAUAUUUACGAAAAUAAAGCGAUCUACAGCAUCAGAGAAGCUAAUUGCAGUAGUAGUGUUGAUUUGGAGGCUAAACAAUCACUUCAAAGACAGAGAAGAGUUGAAGAAGAUGAUGUGAUAGGCUUCUCCAUUGCCACUGCAAAACUGGUGAUUCAUAUCAAUAUCAGAUGAUAUAUAUAAGGUGUUCGAUGAAGAAAUUGAAGCGACACUUGAGAGUAAAGAGAUAUUUACUUAUCAUGGAUGGUGUGUGGAAAACUCAAGUGUGGGAGGAUGUAAGAUCUACCCUUCCUAACGACUUAAACGGAAGUAGAAUAUUAAUUACAAGUCGAGAAAAAGAAAUUGCUCCACAUGCUAGCUCAGCUCCUCCAUAUUUCUUACCCUUUUUGACAAUCAUGCAAGUUGGGAACUCUUAUGCAAGAAGGGAUUUCGGGGAGAAAAAUGCCCUUCCAAUCUAGAAACCAAUGGGAGGAAACUUGCAGAAAAUUGUAAAGGAUUACCACUUUCUAUUAUUGUACUUGGAGGUAUUUUGGCAAACAAAUAGAAGUCACAAAAAUGCCCUUCCAAUCUAGAAACUAAUGGGAGGAAACUUGCAGAAAGUUGUAAAGGAUUACCACUUUCUAUUAUUUUAUUUGGAGGUAUUUUGGCAAACAAAUAGAAGUCAUAAAAAAGCCCUUCCCAUCUAGAAACUAAUGGGAGGAAACUUGCAGAAAGUUGUAAAGGAUUACCACUUUCUAUUAUUGUACUUGGGAGGUAUUUUAGCAAACAAAUAGAAGUCACCCAGUACAUGGUUCAAAUUUAUUGGCAAUAUCAAUUGGUAUCUUACGGAGGAUAAAGAACGAUGUUUAGACAUACUAGCCUUAAGUUACAACCAAUUGCCACAUCAGUUUGAAAGUGUGCUUUCUCUAUCUUGGUGUCUUUCCUGAAGAUUAUGAGAUUCCAACAUUGGAAUUAACCAAGUUAUGGAUAGCUGAGGAACUAAUACAACAAACUGGGGUUAGAAAGAUGGAUGUAAAUGUUGUUUCAGAAUACUACUUGGAGGAUCCCAUUGAUCAAAGCUUGAUCCAAGUUGAGAGUAAGAAAAGCGAUGGAAGUGUAAAAACAUGUCAUAUCCAUGAUCUCUUUCGAGACUUAUAUGUGUCUAUAGUUUCCAAGACAAGUUUUCUCAAGUUCAUUUAGUACUUGUGCAGGACCUUGGUUUGAGGCUUGGAAGAAUUUUGAGUUGCUGAUUUGUGGUUGAAGGAAAUGGAUGAGUACAUGGGGUCCAAGAAGAAGGCCAAGAAUUAGAGACUGAACCAGGUGGAAUGUUGUUGCAUUUUAGUUUGAGAUUUAAUUGUUUUUACUAGCAAACUACGUAUUAGUUUGAAAUUCAUUGUUCAUUGUUAAGCUAUAGAUUUGUUAUUAGUAUUUGUUUCGAUUUUGGUUUUUUUUUUUUUUUUUUUUUCUCUGAGAAAAUACUUGAUUUAACAAUACUUUGACUGAGAGAGAUAUCUUUUUGUAGAUUGUUGUAGUUAACUUUUAGGUGUUGGUGGCAUAUCUAUACUUAUUAUAUGUAAUAUGUAAUUGUUCAUUUGUUCAAUUUGAGUGUAAGCCGUAUCUAUUUAUGGAAACAAAUAAGAAUUGAAAUUUAUGCGAGCCAUGUGUCUUUUAUUUACUGUAUAUGUGGAAGGAAAGGACAAAAGACAUACUUGAUAUUGGAGGGGGUGGUUUUGUUCGGUGAGAUUUGGUCUAGCUGCUCUGCUUAUAUGUCAUUUUUCAUGUGUUCAAUGAAUUUGGGUGCAAUCUUUUAGCUUGUCAUCGAAUCAAAUAAGAAUGUGUCUUUUAUUUCCUGUAUAUAUGGAAGGGCAAACACGUAUUUGAUAUUGGAUGGGUGUUUUGUUCUGUAGAAAUUGUCUACCUGCUGUGUUCAUAUGGGUUUUUCUGUAGUAAUUUCUUUCUACUUUUUCUCCUCCUUCCAUCGUGUAGUUGAUAUAUUAUUCUUGCUCACCAAAUUCUACAUGCUUGUUAAACUCUUCCUGUGAAAUAGUUUAAAAGUUAGAUAAUACUCUGAUUCGUUUUGCUUUUUGUGUUAAAACUAGGGGCUCAAAGACCUUUAAAAAGCACAAGCUGCUGCUUAAGUAAAGGAAUAAUAAAUACUUUGAUUCGCAAAAGCAAUCUCCUCUGUUGCUUCUUAGCAAUGACAACAUGUGAAUAGUUUUAUGACUAGCUUGCAAAUAAUUGAACUUUUGUUGGAUGCAGGAAAGUAGUUGAAGAUGAUUAAUAUCAUCUUCAAGUCUAAGAAAGAUCAUGAAUUCAUGAAAAUCUUAACAACUGAUUCAGAUAUAAUAUAGAAUGAAUAAAUGAAAUUAGCAGAGCUUGCCAAUAUCCUUGCUAAUUGAGAUGCUAAAAGUGAUUUAGAUAUAGUUAACCAUUCAUUUUUCCAUUUUUAUUUUCUAUUUAUUUUUUUUAAUUUGUUAUCUUUAUAUAUAAGGCCAAUAAGCAAGGUGAUUGGACUAGCUUAUAAAAAGUGCUAAAGAAGUAUUGGUUGAUUCUUGCAAAGUCAAUUUUUUUUUUUUUUUUUUUUUCCUCAGUUUGUUAUCUUUAUAUAUAAGGCCAAUAAGCAAUGUUAUUGUUGUGGCUUGUAAAAAGUGCUAAAGAAGAGUUAGUUGAUUCUUGCAAAGUCAAUUUUCCAUUUUUUUCAAUUUGUUAUUAUCAUAUAUAAGGCCAAUGAGCAAUGUGAUUGGAGUAGCUUGUAAAAGGUCCUAAGUAUUGGUUGAUUCUUGCAAAGCCUAUUAGAAAUUCGUCAAGGACCACUUAUUUUUCUGACCCAACAAGGUCCAAGCUGUAAGAAAUUAAGAUGGAAAGUAUUGGUGAAACACUUACAGGAAUGUACGAAAUUUGACUGCAAUUUCUUAGAAUAUCUUAUAUAAUUGUUUCUGCCUUUCUACACAUCUAUCCUUCUGCUUAUGAUUGGUUGUAUAUGGUUUUGUUUUUGUCUUUUGAGCAUUGACAUGAAAACUUAUAGCAUAUUGGAGCUAUACAUGUAAUUUUGCAAUAAUUUUAUAUGUGCUUUAUUUUGGUUGCAUUGUGAACAAGAAAUGAUAAGGAUCAUUAUUUGCAUUCCACAUGUUCCAAGUUUGAGUUCUAUUAUCAAAAAUAAUUAGACUCCUUAUGUGCUAAAGACUUCAAAAUUAAUUUUAUCAAUUUUUUUUGUUCUUUCAUCUGGAACUCCAUAUAAUUAUCAACUUCAUCGAAUGAUAACGAGCGUUGCCCUGAUGUCCAGGGACUUGUCAUUUUUUUCAACAAAGAGUCAGAAGCUCUGUUUUAUUUUUCAGAUAUUUUUAAAGUUACGUUUUCCUUUUCUUCUUCUUGUGGUGACAUGUGUUCAAAGUUGAAUAAUCAAACAUGUUAGGUGGGUUUCGUUUUGCUUAUUUACUUGAAACUUUUUUAGGACCAGUAAAACACCCUAGAAGUAUUCCUUUAUUGUUUUUGCAUAGAACCCUAUCUUUUAUUCUGCUUCUCUCUGCCUCUCAUCUCAAUAGAUGGCCGACAUCCUCAUUCCUGUUGCCUUGGAGAGCCUGAUCAACCUGCUCACGCAUGAAGCAAGUUUGCUUCAUGAAGUGAAAGAUCAAGUCAGUUUACUUCAAGGUGAUCUUAGAAUUAUGAAUGCCUUCCUCAAAGAUUCAGCAGGGAAACACAAUGAGCAUCAUCUUGUGAAAGAGUUAUUUGACCAAAUCAGUGAUGUUGCUCUUGAGGCUGAGAAUGUCGUAGACACAUACAUAGCUAAAAUCAUAAAACACAGGAGGAGGAACCAGUUGGGAAAGCUAUUCGGUAUCUUUGGCCAUUCAAAUAUGCUUCAUGAUGUUGCAAGGAAGACAGCAAGAAUCGAGAAAAAAAUCAGAAAUAUUUACAAACAUAAAGCAAUCUACGGCAUCAGAGAAGCUGAAUGUAGUAGAAGUGUUGAUUUGGAGGCUAAUCAAUCACUUCAACGAAGGAGGAGAAAAGUUGAAGAAGAUGAUGUAAUAGGCUUCUCCAUUCACACUGCAAAACUGGUAAGCCAACUCACUGAUCAUGAUAGUUUAAGACGUGAUGUUAUUUCCAUCAUUGGCAUGGGUGGGUUGGGAAAGACAACACUGGCCAAAAAAAUCUAUAACAACACUCAUAUCAAGAAUCAUUUUGAUUGUUGUGCAUGGGUAUAUGUAUCUCAAGAAUACAGAGUCAAAAUUUGUUUCUUGACAUAUUCAAGUGCUUCACAUCAAUAUCAGACGAUCUAUAUGAGAUGUCUGAUGAACAACUUGAAGUGACCCUGCAUAACUACUUAAAAGGAAAGAGAUAUUUAGUUGUCAUGGAUGAUGUAUGGAAAACUCAAGUGUGGGAGGAUGUAAGAUCUGCUUUUCCUAAUGACUUAAAUGGAAGUAGAAUAUUGAUCACUAGUCGGGAAAAAGAAGUUGCUUCACAUGCUAGCUUAACUCCUCCUUAUUUUGUACCGUUUCUUGAUAAUGAUGCAAGUUGGGAACUGUUAUGCAAGAAGGUAUUUAGAGGUGAAAAAUGCCCUUCCAAUCUGGAAACUGUUGGGAGGAAACUAGCAGAAAGUUGUAAAGGGUUACCACUUUCCAUUGUUGUACUAGGAGGUAUUUUAACAAAAAAAGAGAAGUGGCCUGCGACAUGGUCCAAGUUUAUUGGCAAUGUCAAUUGGUAUCUUACCGAAGAUAAAGAAAGAUGUUUAGACAUACUGGCCUUAAGUUACAGCCAGCUGUCUCGUCAGUUGAAACUGUGCUUUCUAUAUCUUGGUGUCUUUCCUGAAGAUUAUGAGAUUCCGACAUUGGAAUUAACCAAAUUGUGGAUAGCUGAAGGAUUGAUACAACAAUCUGGGAUUGGAAAGAUGGAUGUGAAUGCUGUUGCAGAAUACUACUUGGAGGAUCUCAUUGAUCGAAGCUUGAUCCAGGUUGCAAGUAAGAAAAGUGAUGGAACUGUAAAAACAUGUCGUAUCCAUGAUCUCUUACGAGAUUUAUGUGUGUCCCAGAGUUACCAAGACAAGUUUUUUCAAGUUCAUCUAGAAGGUAUCCUUUCAUCCAGUACCAAGCCUCGAAGACUCUCUGUCCAUUGCAACCCUUCUAAUUAUGCCGUUGCCUCCAAUGCCUGUGACACAUCAUCUGUUCGUUCUUUGAUGUUCUUUUGCCAAGGGAAUAAUUUUGAGAAAAAGCAUUGGCAAUGGAUUUGGGAAGGCUUUAAAUUUAUACGGGUGCUGACGCUUUUGGAUAUAGACAACAUAAGCUCAAUUCCAAACAAAAUUGAGAAGUUGAUCUAUCUGAAAUACUUGAAGAUUGGCAAUGACAAAAGAACAGAAGGCUUAAGAUCUAUAGAUACUAUUCCGGAUUCUAUAUGCAAACUUCGGUAUCUGGAAACAAUUGACUUAGGAAUUCAAGUUAAAGACCACUCAUGGCCAAGGGGUAUGUGGAGAAUGAAGCAAGCAAGAUAUAUGCAGGCUUAUGGUCCAAUGAAGUUACCUGAUCUGCAGCCUCAAAGUUGUGGAAACGACAACAUUCUAUGCAAUCUUCAAGUCAUUUCUGACAUAAAUGUUGAUAGGAAAACUGCCCUUAUCAUUUCCAAGUCCAAAUUUCCAAAUCUAAAGGAACUGAGUUUAUGUUAUAGUGCUUAUGAGGAACAUAUGGACGGAUUGGAGAUUACAGAAGUACUGGUAAGCCUUGAGAAUCUAUGUUACCUGCAAAAGUUGGAAAUCAACGGUUUUCCCAAAUGUCAACCUCAUUUCAAAUAUUUGGCAUCAACACUCACCAAAGUAUCCUUUUAUGGCUCAUAUGUGGAUUCCUUCUUGGUAAGAAUCCUCGGAAAACUUCCAAAUUUACUUUUUUUGAAGAUAGAAAGGGCUCAGAAUGUUCCAAAGCUGAGUUUUGUAGCAGGUGAGUUUCCUCAACUCCAAGUUUUCAAAAUGAUCAACUAUGGUGUUGAAAUUUGGGAAGUGGAAAGAAAUGCAAUGCCAAACCUCCAGCAUUUGGUGAUCAUAAGAGACUUCACCAUGAAAGCUCUGCCGGAUGAGCUUUGGUGCUUGGAAUCUCUCCAAGAUGUGAAAGUGCAGGCUGUCUCACAUUGUCUGUGGGAGUUUCUGUUGGGAUUGAAAUGCAUAAUGAGCGUGAGAAUUUUCGAGGGGCCGACAGGGAAGCUCAAGGAAUUGACCAUGAAAAAUGGUGCAAAGCUUCUCAUGCAGCAUGAACAUGAUGAGUGGUACAUGAAAUAGGUAUAAUUUUUGUGUUGUUAACUUUGUAACAAGGUCUGUGCUACACUUCCAUGUUCCAAUGUAUUAUGUACAGUUAGCCCUUCUGGGGAUAGAAGCUGAUUGAUGGUCAGAUCACCUCAAAUCAAUGUUAUCUUGUGCAAUGAUCAUGAGUUCAAAAUUUUCACUUCCGAUCAAGGGAGAAAAAAAAAAAAAAAAAAAAAAUCUGG